Anisakis simplex (herring worm) is the source of this 357-nucleotide messenger RNA. NCBI's taxonomy places the organism in Eukaryota, Metazoa, Nematoda, Chromadorea, Rhabditida, Anisakidae. The record is from the annotation of a GenBank genome assembly.
AUGAAUGGAGCAGCACCACGCGGCACAUGCGAUAGCGAUGCCGCAUGCCCACCACAGUACCGUUGUAAUGCACAAUCGCUUUGUUGUCCCCAUACUAACGUUUAUUGUAGUGCUAAAUAUCAGUGUGAUAUCAGAAAAUGUCCACCAAAUCAAUUUUGUUCUCCACUAACGCAGUGUUGUCGCCCCUUAAUUAGUACGAAACAGCGUUACACCACAUGCGAUUCAUCUCUGCCGUGUGCAUCGGACCUCAUUUGCUCAGAAGGACGUUGCAUAGCAAAAGAAGACCAGUCGGAAUCGACUUCAACCAGUAAGUUGUUCCAUUUGAAUGCAAUUGUAUCGUUUCGACAGUUUAGAUGA